Molecule: messenger RNA, 330 nt
Organism: Symbiodinium natans
Lineage: Eukaryota; Dinophyceae; Suessiales; Symbiodiniaceae
Source: the annotation of a GenBank genome assembly
AUGAGCGUCAAGCUGAUAGGAGAGAGCAUGACCUUGUAUCGGAGCGUCAUGAGGCUUCACCGUUUGAAGCUUGAUCCGCAGAUGCGCAGCCUGGGGGAUACCUAUGCAAGGAAGGAGUUCAGGCUGCAUGGCAAGCCUCAGGUCACGGACUCACAGCGGCAGAUGUUCGUGCAAGAGUGGAAAAAGUAUGUUGACAUGAUCAGCAUGCAAGAGACUGUGGUUGGCCAAGAGCUCACUGCCGAACAGAAGGGCAAGCUCAACGACCAACAGAAGGUGCAGCUUGACAACCUGGAGCAGUCCGCCAAGUCUCUGGCAUCUCAAGGGAGCUGA